Molecule: messenger RNA, 4752 nt
Organism: Closterium sp. NIES-67
Lineage: Eukaryota; Viridiplantae; Streptophyta; Zygnematophyceae; Desmidiales; Closteriaceae
Source: the annotation of a GenBank genome assembly
AGAACACACUUCACCAGGCAUGGUUUACCAACAGAAGUUUAGCACACAGACCCUCUGUGCAUUGUGCUGCGUGCGCUCAAGCUAAGGAGCCGCCUAAUCCACGAAGUUUCGCCUUUCGGCCGAAAAAAGUGGAUACCAACUCAGUGUCAUGUAGUAUACAGGAUGACGCGCAUUGAAGCCGGAAAAAACAGUCAGAUCGAGCAGCAAAUUUUCUUAGAAUUUUGAAAGAUCUAAAAAAUGUCAGACAACAUCUGGUUCACUGAUAUUUCUCUCGAGUUUAACAGCAUCUCUAAGUUCGCAAAUUCGGAUGGUUUUCAGUGGUUGAAGUAUGGCUCCAAGCUUCUGAAAAGUGCGGGUCACAGAAGAGCAUACUACCGCUGCAUCUCCAGCCUUCCCUGCUACAGCCUGUCCGGCUGCCCUCCCUGCCCGGCGCGUAAGCACAUCGACUUUGACGCGCAGCAGCAGUUCACCUCGGGGUCUCCCAGCACCAAGGUGACCUAUGAGGACAGCCACAACCACCCUCCUCCUGCCAUCCACCGCCGCAGACGGCGAAUCCCGCUGCAGCCAUGGUGUGUUGAGGGGAGUCAAGACACUCCCUUGCAGGCCUCUCUUGAUGACUCGUCUCAACACAUGCUGCUGCAGGGUUUGGUUGCUGAGGGGUUUCAAGACCCCCCCCUUCGGCCCUCUUCUGCUGACUCGCCUCAACUGCAGGGUUCUUGUGCUGAGGGGGGUCAAGUCACGCCCCUUCGGCCCUCAUCAGCUGACUCGCCUCAGCACAAGCGGCAGCAGAGAUGGUCUGCUGAGGCGCCGCAGAGCAGGGCUGUGCCGGGGUUGUGUGCUGAGGGGAUUCAAGACACGCCCAUGCAGGCCUCGUCUGCUGGCUCGCCUCAACAUAGGCGGCUGCAAGAAACGUCGGCUAAGGCGUCUCAAGUCAUGCUUCUGAGGGCGUCUUCCUCUGACUCGCCUCAACACAUGCGGCUGAAGGGGUUGUGUGCUGAGGUUCCGCAAAGCACAGCCGUGCGGGGAUUGUGUGCUGAGGGGAUUCGAGCCAUUCCCCUCAAGGCUUCAAUCUCUGACUCGCCUCAGCACAAGCGGCUACAGGGAUUGCGUGUUGAGGCUCCUCAGAGCAUGCCGACAGCUGCGGCUUUCUCUGGAAGUGAGAUUGAUGCCGCUCUUCAAAGUGACACGGCCUCGUCCCGGACAGUUGAGAAGCAGCUGGAGGUGUAUGAAGAGGUGCGAGCAGAGGCGCAGCCAGAGAUGCGGGAACAGAUGCGAGGCCGUGUCCCAAGUGUCGUGCAACGAUCGGACCCGGAACGUACAGACGAUCAGAGGUGGAUACAAGGACUGGGCCAGGUGAAGGUUCUGGCAGUGGAGCAGAAGCAUGCACGCGAACAGUCUCUGCUACAGUCUCUGGCAUGGAGGGAUUUUGCUGCUAAGGGGUUCCAAGGGUUGACAGAAGCCCAGAGGCGGGUACAAGGAGUGGAACAGGUGAGGGUAUCGAUAAUAGAGCAGAAGCAGGCUCAAAAACAGUCGCUGGGACAAGUGCAGGCAUGGAGGGGACGUGCUGCGGAGAGUUUCCAGGGACUGUCGCAGCUGGUGCAGCGUCAAAUACCUUCCGGUUGGCCGAAUAACCCCGUGUUUAGUGCUCUAGUAGAGCAGGGGGCAGCAGCACGGGCAGCAGCAAGUGCUGUGGCAAGGGAAGCAGCAGGGGCAGCAGCAGGGGCAGCAGCAGGGGCAGCAGCAGGGGCAGCAGCAGGGGCAGCAGCAGGGGCAGCAGCAGGGGCAGCAGCAGGGGCAGCAGCAGGGGAAGCAGCAGGGGCAGCAGCAGGGGCAGCAGCAGGGGCAGCAGCUCGGGAUGAACGAACCAAGACAGGGAGAGACUGCAGCGCUGCUGCGAGCUUUCGGUCGCCGUGGUGGCAGCACGACUUUCCCGGGGUAGAACCACGAGUCCUAGCUGUUACCAGCACAGCUUCUCAGGUCACCGCUAGCAUGCUUUGGGCUCAGACAAUGCCGAGCGCGAAAUUUGCUGCUGCAGCUGGUGCAGCGGCAAGGGUAGCAGCUGCUGCAGCAGCCUCUGCAGUGGCUGGAGGGUCUGCAGCUGCCUUUGGGGGUGUGGCAGCAGAUCCUACAGCUAGCGGUGCAGCUGAGCGUCAAGUCAAGAGUCCAUUUAAGGCAACACUUGGUGCAGCUAAUUCUUUGGAUGGAGCAGCAGUUACCUCUGUGGGUGUAACAGCAGCUCCUGCAGCUGGUGGUGCUUGUGAGCGUAUAGUCAACAGUCAGUUUGAGACAACACCUGAUGUAGCUGUUGGCUCAUCUGAAGCAACAGGUACCUUUGCGGACAAGGCAGGAGCUCCUGCAGCUGGCGCUGCAGCUGAACGUACGAUCAAGAGUACAUAUGAGACGACACCUGAUGCAGCAGCUAAUGCACUGGCUGGAACUCCAGCUAUCUCCAGGGGUGAAGCAGCCGUUCGCAGAUUUGGCCGUGCAGGUGAACGUACCGUCAAGAGGGAAUUAGAGACGACGCCUAAUGCAGCAGCCUACAAAAUGGCUGGAACAGCAGCUACCUCUGCGGGCGAUGCAGCAGAGCCUCGAACUGGCGGAGCAGCUGAGCGUACUGUCGAGAGUCCAAUUGAGACAGCCCCUGAUGCAGCUGAGGUAGGGGAGGAGAAUAGGGAGGAUACGAGGAAUGAGAGAUAUGGCUGUGAGGGGCUGGGAAAUAGAGGGGCAUGUGAGGACGUAGGGGGGAAGACGAGGAUACUGAGUAGGACUGUUCCAGUAGACUGUGAAGGAGCCGCUAUUAGAGGGUUUGAAACUGGUCAGAUGAGACAGGUGCGGGAGACAGGAACUGGUUCUCAGGGUAGUUUGGAGUCAGUUGGGGGCAGUGUGAAAAGAAAGCGGGAGCGUGCGUAUGAUGCGUGGCACGAGGAGAGGCUACUGGGAUGUGGGAGGGAUGUUGCUGACGGCUGGUUGGGGGGAUUCGGAACUGGAGGAUGGCUGGAGAGAGGGAGAAAUGGAGCAGCGGUACUGUUUCACGGAGACUUUAAGCGUGGUGGCUUGGCUAGUACCAGAAAAGACAGAACACAAAAUGGAAAAACUGAGGCAGGAAUAGAGUCCCCCCUGGAAGCAGGAGUUAGUGCUGGGAAGUGCGGACUUAGUUAUAGGAAUCUAGGCGUAGACUUGAUAAGAAAAAAUGUGCAACAGCGCACUGACAGGUGUUUAGUUGAAGUCAAUCGGGUUGGCGCUGGGGACAUUGCACCAGGGAGUGACAGUGCAGCUGCUGCAAGGGGAGCUAGAACGAGGGGCUUCUUUGUGGGAGGAGGAGGAGGAGGAGGAGGAGAAGGAGAAGAAGAAGUUGCACCAGUUGUGGGUGGCUUUACGGCUGGUGGGAGCAAUUCCGCAGGAAGGGAUGGUGCUGUGAGAGACUUCAUGAAAAGCAAGGGAGCUAGAGAAGACGGUGCCAGGGUGUUGCAGUGGCAAGAGAUUUUCCAGUCAGCUCAAGGGUUGACUGAGACACGAGAGUGGAAAGGUCUAACUGUUAUGCAACUUGCAGAGGAGAGCAGCAGAGGCGCACAUUCACUGGGAAUUGCAGGGAAUGGAGCAGCAGAAAGUGUCGCUGAAGCUCUGCAGCAGCAGCAGCAAACAGUGUUGCGUGCAGGAGAGUGUGCAGGUGCGCAUGCGGGAGAGCAUGCGGGAGAGAAUGCGCGAGAAGCUGUGGCACAAGGGUUACAGCAGCAGCCAGCUUUGCAUGGGUGGCGGACCUUUGAGGCGUGGAGAGCUCAACACUUCAGGAACCAGAGGGCACCCUUGUCACUCAAUCCGGCAAUGCAGCAGCUGCCGUCUUUUUCAGGGUCGUCAAGGAAUGGAGCAGCAGAGCUGGGUCCAGCUACACCUCUUUUGCGUGGAGAAGCUUCUCCUUAUAUUCGUGUGCGAAGCUCACCACUCGUACAAGGUGCCGAAUUCCGAGGAGAUCAGCUUGACAAGGUGCCGAGGAUACCCGAGGGGCAGAUUUUUGUGGCGGCACAGAAGGCAGGGGAUACGGCCAAGGAACCUCUGCAAUUUUUGGGAGGACUCGAGGGCAGAGACCAGAUCACCACCGAUUGUAUAAAGACUGCUGAAAGGCCGGAGAGGAGCUGGUGGAAGACAGGGGCUGUGGGGACCAAGGGAACCCUUGAAGCUCAACUGCAGAACCUCCUUGCACCAAAUGUGAAUGAGGAAGUCGUGGGAGAAGCUGGAGACGGUAUCAAGACAGCUCGGAAGCAGGAGAAACAAUGGUGGAUAUCAGGAGCUGUGGGGACCAAGGGUGAGUUUCUUGGAGAACUCCAGAAUAUUCCUGCACGGCAGUUGAGUGAGGGAGCCGCCGGUGUGCCUUCCCCAGUAGCAACUCAAGGGGUAUUGCAAGAAAGGUGCCUUGCUACAGAGAUAUUUACCAGGGGAGCUGUUCAGCGGAUCAGCCCAGCAGGAAGUUAUGCAGCAGCACGUCCUGCUACAUGCCCUGCUAGGGUUUCCACAGUUUUGCCACCUGUUUCUUUGAAUACCUUGAUGCCUGUGCAUGACACAUGCUAGUUGGUUAUUGUGGAAGUGUUUUCAGGCCCUUCUUGAUGGAAGUGGCUUGUUAUGUACCGGUAUGCUUGACUGGAAUAGAUGGGUUGUAGUACCUGGUAGCCAUCAGUUGAUACCUCUGAGGGAGCUGAACAGGGCGAUUUCAGGAUGUUUUAUCCCGAAUUGUUGUUGUGAUAAAUGAAGCUUUGCAUU